Messenger RNA from Phlebotomus argentipes, 1868 nucleotides. RefSeq names its product exonuclease 3'-5' domain-containing protein 2 (gene Exd2). Gene Ontology annotation, cellular component: nucleus; cytoplasm. Gene Ontology annotation, biological process: nucleobase-containing compound metabolic process. The transcript has 3 exons. The record is from RefSeq and is a predicted model, not a curated record. Bases 87 to 1835 code for a protein of 582 amino acids. Gene Ontology annotation, molecular function: 3'-5' exonuclease activity; nucleic acid binding. Lineage: Eukaryota; Metazoa; Arthropoda; Insecta; Diptera; Psychodidae.
CAACAGUUGUUUAAGGUUAUGACAUUACAUAAAAUGUGAAAUCGGGGAAUUACACACUCGGCGAAAUCCAUUAAAUCACCCUCAAGAUGAGCGCAGAAAACAGAUCUCUGCUGCGGAACACCUUGGUGGCAUCCGUGGGCAUCGGCCUGGUGUACAUAAUGGCGAGAUACAGGCGGGAUGUGGUGAGGAAGUGGAGAAGUGUCUGGACGUCAAAUCCUCUGCAGAGUCAGACGAUCGAAGUGGUAAACAAUGUGGAGCAGUGCCAGAGAGUUGUGGAGAUUCUCAAGAACCACUGUCGGAAGUUCCAGGUGCUGGGAUUCGAUUGCGAAUGGGUGACAGUGAAUGGCGUCCGGCAUCCGAUUGCGCUGCUGCAAUUGGCGUCGCACAGCGGCUUGUGCGCCCUGUUCCGGCUCAGUCACAUCCGGGGCAUCCCGGCGGACUUGCGGGAGCUGCUGGAGCGCGAGGACAUCAUCAAGGUGGGCGUGGCGCCCAAUGAGGACGCCAGAUUGCUGUGCGCGGACUAUUCUGUGCACGUGGCGAGUGUGCUGGACUUGCGGAGCAUGGCGAAUCUCGUGGGCGAGCAGCCGCUGGGACUCAGCAAGCUGUCACAGACGUUCCUGGGCAUCGAGCUGGACAAAGACUGGCGCCUGAGGUGCUCAGACUGGGCGGCGCCAGAGCUGGACGCCAAGCAAUUGCAGUACGCCGCCAAUGACGCCUUCGUGGCGAUUGAGCUGUUCAAGUACUUCUCCCGCAGGAUCUCUCCCCGCCGCAGUCUGUCCUUCUGGGGCGCUGGCCAGAGUCUGCAGGACACUCUGAGCAUCUGCUCGCCCUUCAUCGACAUCUCGUUCAAGUACAAGAGCGGCGAAUCGCCACGAAAAGAGGCGCGAAGGAGUCUCCGGAAGAAGCCUUCAGAGGAUGCGAGCGUGACGAAGGAGAGCAAGAGGAUGUUCUCCACCAGAUCUCGGCCGCUGUACUACAAUUGCUUCAUGCAGGCGCCGGAUGGCGAGCUUCUGUGCACGAUGGACGUCCGGAAGGCGGACUGGUACAUCGCCAAGGGGCUCGCCGUGCUGGUGAAGCAGGAGCCCUACACGGUGCAGCUCACGUUCGAGCCCUCCGGACGCGCCGAGGGCAACGUGGGCGACUUCGACAAGCAACUGAAGGUGAAUCAGUGCGUCGUCUGUGGCCACAACGAGUCCUACAUCCGGAAGUACGUCGUGCCGCGUGAGUACAGAAAGUUCUUCCCGAAGAUCAUGAAGAGCCACUCCAGCCACGACGUGCUGCUGCUCUGCACGCCCUGCCAUCAGCGCAGCAGCCGACACGAUCUGGACCUCCGUCAGCGACUGGCGCAGGAAUGCAACGCGCCUCUCGAGGCGGAUCCCGAGGGAUCAAAGUUCCAGGAGGACUUUGACCUGAAGAAAAUCAAGUCACUCGCCUUGGCGCUCACGGAGCGCCGACAAUCCAUCCCGGAGGCGAGAAUCAGAGAGAUUGAACGCAAGAUUCUGGAGCGUUUUCCCGCCUGGACGGAAGUCACGGACGACAAACUGCUGGAGAUCCUGAUGAUGAAGACGCUGGUGCCCAAUUCCGCCUUCCGGCCGCACGGAGAGAUCGUCGUGGAGCACUUCAAGGCCGCCGCGGGAUUGCUGAGCCUGGAGAAGCUCUGGCGAGAGCACUUCCUGACCACCAUGAAGCCCAGCUUCCUGCCUUACUACUGGUCAGUGACGCACAACCACGAGCGACUGGAGAUUAAGGCUGGCCGCGGACACGUGGAUGUGGACGAUCUUGCAAUCGCAGGGAUGGAUUUGGCGGAUAAUCCUGAUGUUCUUCCUGGACAUUGAAGAUGUCUGAAUAAAGAGGUUUAUUCACGUUAA